Messenger RNA from Aspergillus tanneri, 1230 nucleotides. RefSeq names its product cellulase family protein. Bases 1 to 1230 code for a protein of 409 amino acids. The record is from RefSeq and is a predicted model, not a curated record. Gene Ontology annotation, molecular function: hydrolase activity, hydrolyzing O-glycosyl compounds. The transcript has a single exon. NCBI's taxonomy places the organism in Eukaryota, Fungi, Ascomycota, Eurotiomycetes, Eurotiales, Aspergillaceae.
AUGCUUCCCAUAAUCCUCCUGGCCCUAGUCCAUCCAAUUUAUUGCGAGCUGUUUUCCUCCUCGCGAUGGAUCCUUGACUCCAACAACCAGCGGGUUAAGUUGCGAUGCGUAAACUGGGCCGGGCAUAUGGAGGUCAACAUCCCCGAAGGCCUGCACCACCAAUCCAUUGACACCAUCACGACCUGGAUCGCAGGCAAUGGAUUCAACUGUGUGCGGUUAACAUAUUCCAUCGACAUGGCUCUAAAUCCCACUGUUAAAGUCGCGGGUUCCUUCUCCGCAGCGGCUGACCUCGCUGGGGUAUCCUCAGCUGACAUGGAGUCCCUUUACACGCAAGCCCUCACACAUAACCCCCAAUUAGAGAACGCCACCAGACUAGACGUCUUCGCCGCUGUCAUCGACUCCCUCCAUAUCAAAGGCCUCUACACCAUCCUCGACAACCACGUCUCCCGAGCAAGCUGGUGUUGCGACUUCAGAGACGGAAACGGAUGGUGGGAUACCGCCCAGGGAUACAACGACAUGAACAGCCGAUACUUCAAUACCGAGAAUUGGCUUCAAGGUCUGCAAUCCAUGGCAAGAUUCGCUAAAUCGCACCCGGGAGUCGUUGGAAUGUCCCUCCGGAACGAACUCCGCGCUCUCCCUCUUAUUCAAGACCUUAAUAACCACAACGACUGGUAUAAGCUGAUCGCAGAAGCUGCCCAACAAGUCCAUACCGAAAAUCCCAAUCUCUUGGUCAUUAUUGGAGGCGUAAAUGGCGGCACCGAUUUAUCCUUCAUUCGGACACGACCACUUGAUACUUCUGCAUGGGGGAACAAACAUGUCUGGGAAUUCCACGCUUACUCAUUCACAGUUACAAACCCAAAUCCAACGGGAUCAUGCUCGGUAGCAUCCGCUGAGUAUGGAAUGUUCGAAGGAUUCCUUUUGACGCAGGGGAAGGACUAUACGGGGCCGCUUUUUCUGUCGGAGUUUGGGGUCGGGAUGACUGGAGGGCCGGAGGGGAAUCACGGUAUUCCGGAUAAGGAUUACAAGUAUCUGAAGUGCUUAGUGGAAUACAUGGAGAACAAUGAUGCAGAUUGGGCGGUAUGGGCGCUCCAGGGAAGUUAUUAUGUGAGGGAUAAGACGGUGGAUAUGGAUGAGAGCUACGGGUUGUUGACUCGGGAUUGGAGCGGAUGGCGGAAUCCCGACUUCAAAGGGCUUUUGGGAAAGAUGGUGGAUGUGGCGCAGGGGCCGUAG